GCGCAAGGCGCGAUGCCCGAACGGCCCGAACGGCCCGAACGCAACCUGGCCGGACGCUGCCUCAUGCGUGCAGAACACAGUCAUGAUGGUCCUUUCCACCCGAGGGUCCGCCUUCGAGAUCAUCUCUGAAGAGAUUUCCUUCGUCAAGGAAGUGCGGCCGCCCUAUGGACCAGAAGAGCAGCCUGUGGUAGAUGCGACCAUGCGGGAGAUCAACCAGGUCUUUGCCUACCGCUUGCCUCAGACUGCGCUCUUCUACUCCUUGGCCGGAUCCUCCCUGGGCCUCUUCACCGUCUCCUACUUCACUUCUUUCAUGCUCCUUGAGGACCAGGGGCCCAAACGAGUGGUCGACAUCGGCUUCCUCAUCGCCAAGGGUGUCAACGUCUACAUGGGCCGCACCAUCCCCAUCAUCCUGGCACUGCUUUUCCUGGGAGGCUGGUACGUUAUGGGUACAGCUGGUCCUCGUGCGGUCGCAUGCUUCGCCGUUGGUGCUGCGCUAAACUUGCUGAGUGCCGUGGGCCCAGUGUCCCGUGAGUCCGGGGCAAUGCGAAGUGAUCGCAGCAUCGAACGAGAUGCCAUGGUCUACCAGAGCACCUUGAGCCAGGCGAAAGAACGUAUCCGGGCGGCAUAUGCCCUUCAAGAUGCAGGUGUCGCAGUCUCGUCUGCGGCUGACAUCGGCUGGCAAAAGGAGCUUUGCGCACAGGUCGGGGUCAGCGUCACCGUGCAGGGGCAGACACGCCUGGCCCAUGCGCUUGGCCUGGAACUGUUCGACGCCUUGCAGAUCGGGAUCAGGACUGGCUCGAUUGGAGGACUGCUUGCAACAUCCCUCGCCCUGGGAGGCAUGGCUGGCAUGUGGCUCCUCAUCCAGGACACGCUUUCGUUGUCCGGUUUUGGCUCAGGAGCUUCGAUUGUGUCGUUCUCCAUGCGAGUUGGUGGCGGCAUUUUCUCCAAAGGCGCUGACAUAGGUGCGGAUCUUGUCAGCGACAUGGAGCAGACCCGGAUGGAGGAAGACCAGCGACUCUUCGAGCUGCAGAAGAAGAUGGCGGAGUUGGAUGAAGAUCGCAAGCAGCGAGCGAAGCGAGGGGUCGAAGGAGACGACGAAGAGAUGAUGGCGGACUUGAGACGGAUGGAGGAAGAGAUGCAAGAUAUCGCUUCACAACUGCACCCCAUCGACUACUUCGAUGUAGUUGGAGAGGCCAUCAACGAUGUCUCCGGGACUUGCGCGGAUCUUUUUGAGUCAAUGGUGCUGAUCCUCGGCACUUGCACCAUCAUCGGCGUGAAAGGCAGCCCGGUUCCGUCGUUCAACUCCGGCCUGCCUUUUUGGAUCAUUGCGUCCGGCAAGGUGGGUUGUUCGUUGGUGGCUUACUUUGUUCACGUCCACGAGCGGUUCACGGCGAAGCGUAUGCGGUGGAGCCUGCGAGCCAAUCUUCUCCUCGUCAUCGGCUUGGUUCAGCUCGUGCAAAUCCUCGUGAGCUUCCAGGAGUAUUUGGUGGGGACGAUCUCCUUCGACCGCUUUUGGCACUUUUGUGUUAUAUCGCUAAUGGGCCAGGUGAUCCCCGAGGUUUGCGUUCUUUUGGGUGAAUACUUCACUUCAACCGAUUACGCACCGGUGCGAUCACUGGCUAUGAACGCGGACCUGGGGAUCGUACAAGUCGUCCUUCAAGGUUUCGGGCAGGGCUUCUUCUCGACAGGCCUUCCGGCUGUGGUCAUCAUCACCUGUGUGGUGGCCACGUGGCGGUUGGAGCAACACUACGGCUUGGCCCUCUUGAGCGCUUCCUCUGUCAGUGGAACGGGCUUCCAGGGAGGCAUCGCUUCCUUUGGCGCCAUCGCCACCAAUGCGCACAAGAUCAUCCAUCUCACCACCUACCACGCGAUGAGCCGACAUCGUGCGAAUAUUUGUGCAGCUCUGGGAGACACAACUGCACAUGCCGGAAACACCAUCUCUGCAGUGAACGCCUUCAGUGCUGUCUUCAACAUUGCCUUGACUUUGCUGGCCCAGACAUACACAGAGUUGGACAUCAACUACAUGAAUGUCACGGGAUCCAUUCUCUCGAGCUUCAGUCAAGCCGGGCUCGUCCUAGGCGUGGUGAUGACCUUUGCGUUUGCAGCGAACACCAUGAUCUCCUGUCUCGCCACCGCCCAGGCUUUUGCCAAAUAUGUCACCCAGCACGAUAUCGGCAAGAUCUCGCAGCUGCCCUUCCCCCAGUCGCAUGUUCGACCCUUGAAGAAGCUUGCAUCCUUUGGGACAAUCACGUCCAUGAGGAUGACCAUUUCUCCCAUCAUCAACUCAUUGGCCUGCCCCAUGAUCGGCGGCUUCUUCCUCGGGGUCAAAGGUUUGCUCUUCAUGCUCUCCGGCUCGAACGUGCUGGUGCUUUGCCUGAGCAUCUUCCUGAUCAACUCAGGGCAAUCAUGGGUGGCAGCCAGGAAGUUUGUGCUCUUCGGUCUCCUUCGGGACAAGGAUGGCAAUGUUAUAGGUCCCGACUCUCCUCAUUAUGCCAACCUGGGCAUCGGGGAAACCAUCGGUGGCCCCUUCGAGGAUACGACAGGCCCUGCCAUGAACAAUUUCAUCAAAUUUGUGGCGGUGUUUGCCUUCGUGACCGGCGGUCCUGGCAGGUUGUAUGACGAACUCCCUGACAACACAUGGCCCUAUGGCUUCGCAUCCUUGGUCGGCUCCUUGUCCUUGGUCUUCUUCUCCAGGGUGGGUCUGGACCUGCUACUUCGUGGCGUGGGCUCCGUUCUUCGCAGCCGACGGAAGAUGCAAGCGUACGAGGAGGGUGAGGAGAUGCCCCCGGAGGGCGAGGAUGACGACGACUUCGAUGCUGAUUUUCAUGGAGCGCCGGAGCCCUACAAAGACUUCGACGACUUUUUGCGAAUGCUGCGGCUGAAGAAUGCGCGUGAGAUUGCAAAGCAGAGAUCUGCUCUCGCAUCGACCGAGGGUGUCAGAAUAGACGUGAUUGACGGCUCCAUCGAUCCGUCCUCCGUCACCGCCGACUUGAUGUCCGAAGUGUAUCAGUCGUGCUACCUACCGACACAGCUCAAGCACGGGAACGUGGAUCUUUGCGACGACGAGUACAGGUGUGACCUGAGCGAGGAGUUCUUCAGAAUGCUGGGAGAGCAACUUCCCAACCGGAUGCUUCUGGUGCUGGCGCGCAACACGAAGAAGGGUGACGAGAUCAUGGGUGGCUCGAUGUGCUUUAUCAAAGACGGCCACAUCUUCGGCAGAUACUGGGGGCCGGCUGCCUCAGCGCUGGAAGAGGCUUACAGCUCAGGCCGCAAACUUCCGGAGGAGUGUGAGAAAGUGGCUUUAGUGACCGUGGUUCAGGCACGAGUCGAUGAGGUAGCAGCAGCAGCCGACGGCAUUAGCUAUCCGCGCAGCCAUUACGCCGCUUUGAAAGCGUUGAUGGGCCUUUGCUUCUCAUCGUACACCUUCGAUCACUCGAAGCUGGUCGAGGUCAAUGUCCUCCAGGGCACCUCGACCCUCCAAGACAAGUAUGAGAUACUGAAGCAGAUUGGGACCGGCACGCAGGGGAAGACCUUUCUCGUGAAAGUAAGGGACAAGGAGCGUGAGAACGAGAAAUCUGGAUCAUUUUCCGGAUCUCCAGUCUACGUGGUCAAAGAAACGCACGACAAGAAUGCUGCGGCUUGCGCAGCACUCAAGCACGAGUUCGAGCGAAUGAAAGGUCUACUUCAUCCCAACAUCACCAAGGUCGUCGAGUUGCUGGAGGGACGGGUGCCCGAGGACGGCACUUGGAAGGAGUGCCUCUACGUCGUUUACGAGCAUGCGGUGGGUGGAGACCUCUUCAACUACAUGCAGAGCAUGAUCCGGCACAAUGCCGCGAGCUCUAUCACGGAGGCUUGGGUCGCGCAGGUUUUCCGCCACGUCUUGCUGGGAGUCUCAUAUCUUCACAGCGAGAGAAUCGUGCACAACGACCUGAAGCCGGAGAACCUCUUGUGCAUGAAAGAGUUUGAUCCUGCACAUCCUGAUCAAGUCCCCUGGGUCACCAUCACAGACUUUGGGUGCGCCAAGGUCGAGGCUGACACCGAUUUCUGCUCGGGCGAUCCCAGAUACCAGUCGCCAGAGACAUUCAAGGCCCUCGUUGCCUCGUUGAAAGGCCACACAACACUGGGCUUGGCUGGUGAGAUCAGCUUUCCAGCAGACAUAUGGUCACUCGGGGUCACACUCUUUGAGCUUCUGAGUGGAGGCGUCAUCCCCUUCGUUUACGAAGCAGCUCGACUGGAAGACGUCACUCAUUAUCCCAAUCAGUGGGAGAAGCUGAAGAAGGGUGUGCUGGAAGAGGAGUUGCAGCUUCAACCCCACCUGGAAGGCAUUUCGGAGUCCGCUACGGACUUGCUGAUGCGGAUGCUCCGGAAGGAGCCUGACGGCAGGCCAACUGCUGCCGAGAUGCUGAAGGACACUUGGUUUGAAGCGAGUCCGACCUACGGCCGCAGGAUCAGCAAGCAAGCUCUGUCGAAGUUAGAAUUCAAGAAGAGCAAGGGCAUGGCUCACAUGAUCCUGCUGAACGCACUGGCCACCAAGCUUCAGCGUGACCACUACGCUGAAAGUUGGAAGGUGUUCCAAAAAGUGGAUGCUGACCACAAUGGUAGCAUCUCAAUAGAGGAGUUCCGCGCGGCGUGUACUCAGCUCGACAUGAGUCAAUGGUGUCCAUGCUCACAGGCCUCUCGCAUGGGGGGCCGGCGGACGAGUGUCAGCAUCGUGGCUGACACUCUGUUCGAGAUCGCGGACGUCGACGACGACGGCAGCCUCAAUUUUCCAGAGUUUGUGGCUGUCACGUUCGACUGGUCCUCCUUGGACAAGAAAGCGCUUCAUCAAACGCUGAAGCGCCUCUUCGACCAAAUGGACAAAAACCAUGACCAGAAGGUCAGUUACGAAGAGCUGGCGGGCAUUUUUCAAGGAGCGUUAAGCACAGAGGAGGUGAAAAGGGCGUUCUCCAGGAUUGACCUGCAUGGGACCAACUAUCUCACCUUUGAAGAGCUGGAUACAUUCUUGUUUGGCGCGCUAUCUGCCGAAGACAUGGAGAAAUAUUGCUCGCCGGAGUGCCUGCUCCGCAUGUCUUCCUCCCGGCGGAGUCUUCGCUAUUGGCAAAAUCCGCUCAGUCCUCUAUUUCCUCGAAAUCGCAAAGACAAGGAGUCUGCGCACAUGGCUGCUGCGAACUUGUUUCGGAACCUCGGCACGUGCCUGACAUGUAUAUGUCCCGGGCUUUAA
Molecule: messenger RNA, 5221 nt
Organism: Symbiodinium sp. CCMP2456
Lineage: Eukaryota; Dinophyceae; Suessiales; Symbiodiniaceae
Source: the annotation of a GenBank genome assembly